Paramecium octaurelia is the source of this 1560-nucleotide messenger RNA. The record is from the annotation of a GenBank genome assembly. Lineage: Eukaryota; Ciliophora; Oligohymenophorea; Peniculida; Parameciidae.
CUUGAAUAAUUUAAAUUUUUAUAUAACGAUGUUUAUGCAUUAGAUACCAAAAUAGAGAGCGAGCCAGGUAAUAAAAAAUGCAAUUUAAAGGAGAAAAGGUUUGAAUAGACAUUUAUUAUGUAGAGCGCAAAAAUGUAAUGCAAGAACAUUUGGAGAGAUUAGCCAAUAAAUUAGAAUACAAGGUUUAUCCAUACCAUAUAACUCACUAUGAUCCAGCUCAUUCUGAUUAUAUUCCAGCUCAGAGACAAGAUUAUAAAUAAAGAUUGGCAGUGGAUACUCAUAACAUGCUUAUUGAUGGAGUAAAAAGGGAUGUGACCAUGUAAAAAUAAGUUGAUGAAGCAAUUAAGAACUUAGAUAGACCAUAUUUAAAAGGCAAACACGGAGUUACGAAGAAUAUUACAGGUGGUCUCAGAGAUUACUUCCCUAUUUAAAUAACAUAUGGAUAAACAGGAAAUCUUGAGAAUGAGGAAUUGGAAUAUGAAAAUGUGUUUAGAAAUGAAAAAAGGUGGAUUGCUUAAACUAUUUAUCCAGUUGAAAAAACUGAAAGUGAUAAGAGACAUGAAAAGGAAUUGGAAUAGAGACCUGUGACUAGAAAAUUUCAUCCAGAUAAAGGAUCAAAAUAUGAUGUUGAGACUCCUUAUCAUUUAAGAUUCCCAUAUCUUGCAGAUAGAUUAGGACAUCCAGAAUUUUUGGCUAAUCCAUUUCAGAGGUUGUUUAGAUUAGAAAGUGAUAUGUAUCAUCCGAGUUAUAAUGAUUAACCAUUUGUUUAACAUCCAUCAGCUGAUCCAGAUCCUGCUUUGAAUUUUGAAGAAGGAGAAGUGAUCUAUGAGAACACAAGGUUAUAGGAAUGGUUGAAACUUGUAUGGUGGACUGGAACAUUUAGUUUUGCUUGGAUUUGUUGGGUGUUACCAUAUAACAUUGUUUAUAAAACAAAUCUAAUGUUUGAUCAUUAAAUUGAUGCCUCCUUUUACCCUUAUCAUUUAUAAUCUAUCUAUAAUAUGGAUUACAUGAGAAUCAAUGUAUUAGCUGCAACUGCUGCUUCUGCUUAUCUAUGGUAUUUCCAUCAUAUGUCUAUGAAUGAUAUUGGAAGGAAUUAUGUUACAAAAGUACAAUACAAUAAAGAUAAAGAAAUGAUAUUUGUUACUAGGAUGGGUUCAUUCGGUGUUAUUAGAGAAGAUGUAUUUGAAACACAUCAUCUUGAAGUAUUGCCAUACUAUACCCGAUCUGGUGUGUAGAAUAUGAGAUAAAAUGUAUAUCCUCAUUUAAAACUAUAACUUAGGAUUUAGGAAUGUAUGAGUUGUCUUGCUUGAAUAAAUAGGAGUUGAUGUACUUGUAUAAGGAAGAUGCUUUCUGGAAUCCUAAAUUAAAAACCCAAUUUCUGACGAAUCAUACUUAAUUGAUAUCCAAAUAAUAUUUUGGAUUAAAGAGGUAAUUAUCAAAUCUAAGUUUAAAAUAGGAAUGAGUAAGAAGAAUAUGAAAAGACUUAAACUAUAGGGGAACUACCAUUAAAAGAUUUACCUGCUCCAUGAAUUAUGAUUCAUAUGCAUAUUUUAAAAUAUU